Molecule: messenger RNA, 735 nt
Organism: Anisakis simplex (herring worm)
Lineage: Eukaryota; Metazoa; Nematoda; Chromadorea; Rhabditida; Anisakidae
Source: the annotation of a GenBank genome assembly
AUGCGAAUUCGAGAUAUGUGGAAAGAGGUAUUGGAAAUUGAAGUGAAUGCCGUUGACCAAGUAUCGAUCCUAUCUAAUCUACCGACUUUUACUUUAACGAGACAAUCAGUCCGAUCAUACCUAAGAGAUCAUAGGAAACGUUAUCCACGCUACAUACCUAAACUGUGCUGCACAUGUCAACGUGGCCGUCCGGGACCCAUGGGACCACCGGGCCCUGAUGGAACAAAUGGCCUCGAUGGUCUUCAGGGCGACCUCGGCCCACCCGGUACAGAUGCUGCUCUACCUCAACGCAUUGUCAAUCUCUAUCACCGAAAUUGUUCUUGUCGAGCACUCGCAGGCCCGCGUGGACCUGCUGGGCCCCGCGGACCGCCUGGACAAUCGGGAAACCCGGGGAGACCGGGUAGAGAUGGUCCACCCGGUCAGCCAGGACCGAUGGGGCCGAUUGGACCACCUGGACGGUCUGGGGCAAUGGGAUUGAGAGGACCGGCAGGACGACCAGGCGUGCAGAAGAGAGGAAAGCUUGGUCGUCGGGGACCAGUUGGUCCACCAGGACGACCAGGUAGAGCUGGAAAUAGAGGACGUCCUGGACCCGAAGGGCCUAUUGGGCCACCGGGACGGCCUGGCUUACCAGGACCACGAGGGCGCAACGGUUCUCCGGGUUGGCGAGGCCCACCAGGUAUACCUGGUCAAGUGGGUGAACCUGGACGUGAUCCAUGCGCCCAUUGUAGAAAAUAA